Danio aesculapii is the source of this 757-nucleotide messenger RNA. Its product is annotated as voltage-dependent calcium channel gamma-5 subunit-like. The record is from RefSeq and is a predicted model, not a curated record. Gene Ontology annotation, biological process: neurotransmitter receptor transport, postsynaptic endosome to lysosome; regulation of AMPA receptor activity; calcium ion transport. Gene Ontology annotation, cellular component: AMPA glutamate receptor complex; postsynaptic density membrane. The transcript has 3 exons. Lineage: Eukaryota; Metazoa; Chordata; Actinopteri; Cypriniformes; Danionidae. Gene Ontology annotation, molecular function: voltage-gated calcium channel activity; channel regulator activity. Bases 1 to 543 code for a protein of 180 amino acids.
AUGAUUCGUUCAGCCACACCAUUCCCUCUGGUCAGUUUGUUCUUCAUGUUCAUCGGUUUCGUGCUCAAUAACAUCGGUCACAUUCGUCCUCACCGCACCAUCCUGGCGUUUGUGUCGGGGAUCUUCUUCAUCCUGUCAGGUCUGUCACUGGUGGUGGGGCUGGUUCUCUACAUCUCCAGCAUCAACGACGAGAUGUUCAACCGGACCAAGAGCAACGAGGCCUACUUCAGCUAUAAAUACGGCUGGUCGUUUGCAUUUGCUGCCAUUUCCUUCCUGCUCACUGAGAGUGCAGGUGUGAUGUCUGUGUACCUGUUCAUGAAGCGUUACACAGCGGAGGAGAUUUACCAGCCUCACCCAAGCUUCUACCGGCCACGGCUGAGCAACUGCUCUGACUAUUCGGGCCAGUUCCUGCAUCCUGAGGCCUGGACACGAGGACGCAGCCCAUCAGACCUGUCCAGCGACACCUCGCUCCAGAUGAACGCCAGUUACCCUGCCCUGCUCAAGUGUCCCGACUACGACCAGGUGUCAUCCUCACCCUGCUGAAAAACACACUCACACACAUACACAUGCCAGCAGACGGACUGACUGAGUGAAUGAAUAAAUGGUGAAGCUCUUGUAUUGCAGUGAGAGUGCAGGUCCAGCAGGCGGCGCUGCAGGAUUUCAGUCUGUAGAGAUUCACACUGCUAACAUGUGGAGUUAAAGAGACAGUUCACCCAAAAAUGAAAAUUCUGUUAUCAUUUAUUCAUCAUUUACUUGU